GGGGGAGGGAAGGACUGAAGGGCCGAGAGAAGGUGAUGUCAGCUGAGUUCAGAAAGUAAACAGAGUUCCAGACUGCAGCAUGCUGUCUGCGGGACGGGGACUGCAGCUGGGGCAAACCCACAGGGCGACCCCCACAAUCCCCUGGACCAGCACCAUUAUCUCGGGGAAGGAGGGCUGGUUCCUCCUCAUCUCCUUCUUCAUCUCCUUACCCCAAGGGACAGCCUGGCCCUACGAUUACAGGUAUUUGUACAACCACUGCCCGGGCCCGGAGUGGAACGUUAUGUGCAGAGGCUGCUGCGAGUAUGAUGUGAUCCGCUGUAAAUGCCCCCUACAGGGGACUCCGGUGGGCUACGCGGUGCCCUGCUGCCGCAACGCCAUCAAUGAGUGUGACCCCUGCAUCAUCCAUCCAGGUUGCAGUAUAUUUGAGAACUGUAAGCGCUGUAACAAUGGGACAUGGGGGCCCAGGGAUGACUUCUUCAUUAGUGGCAAAUACUGCGCUGAGUGUCGGCCAGGCUGGUCUGGUGGAGACUGCAUGAAGUGUGGGGGAGUGAUCCGUAAACAACAGGGCCACUUGGUGCUGGAGAGUUACCCCAACAAUGCUCGGUGUGAGUGGACCAUACAGGUGGAGCGUCCCUUUACCAUAGAACUCAGGUUCAUGAUGCUGAGUCUGGAGUUUCACCCUUCUUGUCGUUAUGACUACGUGGAGGUCCGAGAUGGUGACAGCAUCAACUCACGUGUCAUCGCUCGAUUCUGUGGGAACAACAGACCUGCCCCAGUUCAGAGCUCUGGCAACAGUCUGCACAUACUCUUUGUGUCUGAUGGUUACAAGAAUUUUGAUGGAUUCUUUGCCACUUUCCUGGAGAGUUCAGCUUGCAGCUCCACUCCUUGCCUGCAUGAUGGGACUUGUAUCCUGGACAGUUCUUACACUUACCACUGUGCCUGUCUGGCUGGCUACACAGGCAAGAGAUGUGAGAAUGUGGUGGGAUGCCACAGGCCUCCAGUGCCCACCCAUGGAUCUACAGAGGGUUUGUUUCAUCUCUCAGGGGCACGCAUCACUUUCCGUUGUGAUCCUGGCUUUGAGCUGCGGGGGUUUCGUACUGCCAUCUGCCUGAGUGAUGGCACCUGGAGUGCGCCAGCCCCAGAGUGUGUGCCAGUGGAAAGAGUCUGUACUUUACCACCCAAGCCAACACAUGGGGACCACUUCUUGGUUUAUGGACCCAAUGAUGUCCUCAUUGCUCUCCAGUACCUGUGCUACCAGCCCUAUGAACUCAGUGGGAGCUCCCAGAGAACCUGUCUCCCUAACAACACCUGGAGUGGGACUCCUCCUGUUUGCACCCAAGUGAAUAACACUCUCACUGAAGCAGAAAAAGACAAAGACAAGGCAAAAGACACAGAAACAGAUACAUACAGUGACAAAUAUAUCAGCAAAACUAAAGAGAAAGGUCAAGAGAGCCCAACUGGAGAAAAAGAAAGUGUUGGAGGGAAAGAUAUAAACACUGGGCACGGGAAUACAACAGCAGUCGACAGAGAAGAUAAAUAUACUGAUACCAUUCCUGAGAAAACUGUGGCUGAGGGUAGAAAUGAAGGAGGAAAUACUGGGUCAGAGAAACCCACUGGAGGCAGCAAAGAUAAAGUGGAUAGUAAAGGCCCAGAUAAUAGCCUGAAUACAGUUGAAAUGGAAGAACCUGGGGUAGGAAAGCUACCGGAGAAAAAAGAAGACAGUCCAGACACAAACAAAGAGACAGGAAAGACAGACAUUGUGAUAAAAGACAAAGGGCAAGAAGAGAAGGAAAGGAAAGAGGAGCAGGUGAAUGGAAAAAAAGAUCCGGACAAAGUGGGCCCUAAUGAUACCAAACUGAGGACGGUCAUAGCUGAGGGUGAAAACAGAGUGGAGAUAUUUGAACUGGAAAUGACAAAGAACAACACAGUUAUAUAUGAUACAAAGGAAACAAACAAAGAAAAUAAUACCAUAGGUUCUGCAGAGCUAGGGAGGAAAAUCAUCCCCACUACAGUCAGCAUUACACAGUACACCACGUACAGAGCAGGAGGUGAGGGAAGUGGGAAUCCAAAGGAAAAACCAACAAUUAAAGAGGACAAGACAGAGAAGGAUUCUGGAGAGGAGGAGAAGGAAAAAGAAAAGGAGAAAGAAGUCAACCAAAGCUUCACCGAGACAAGCUGCCCACCUCUCCCUCGCCUCUACCAUGGCUACCACCAGCUGGUGCCCAGGUUGGAGCCUGAAACAGUGGACUUCUUCUGUAACCACUCCUAUGCUCUCAGUGGUGAUCCCCGACGUACCUGCCAGCCAAAUGGUACCUGGAGUGGCAAACAACCCAUCUGUGUCAGAGCAUGUCGGGAGCCUAAAGUAUCAGAACUGGUUAGACAAAGACUUCUGCCACCUCAGGCACCCUUCAGAAAGACACCUGUGCACAAGCUCUACUCCUCUGGGGUGGGCCGACAGCUCCAGUCUGCCGGCCCCACUAAAGGCCCUCCAGUGUUUUCCCAGUUGCCCCAGGGCUUCCACCACCUUUACACACAUAUAGAGUAUGAGUGUUCCUCUCCGUUCUACCAACACACUGGCAGUUCCCGCCGCACUUGCUUGAAGACUGGGAAAUGGAGUGGGCGUCAUGUGUCCUGUUCACCAGUGUGUGGGAAGCAUCCAACCUUUGACUCAGAGAGGCCGGCAGAGGCUCACUGGCCUUGGCUGGCAGCCAUCUACCGUCGCUCCACCAACGGAGCUGAGGCCAAGGUGACCAAGGCAGACAGCCAGGCAGGGUCCCUGAAGAAGGAUGUUGGAGCAGGAACUGGCAACCACAAUCAGGCUUCUGACUGGCAGCUGGUGUGCAGCGGGGCUCUGGUGAACCAAAGAAGUGUGGUGGUUGCAGCCCACUGUGUGACAGAGCUGGGGAAGGUGUAUCCACUGGAUACAGCUAAGCUCAAGGUGGUAGUAGGAAAGCACUACCGUGAUGACCACAGGGAAAGUAAAGGUCUUCAACACCUGAGGGUGGCCUCCAUUGUUGUUCAUCCAAACUAUGACCCCCAUAUUCUCGACUCUGACAUGGCUGUGGUCAAGUUACUGGACAAAGCAAGAAUUGGGGAGAAGGUCCUGCCCCUCUGCCUCUCAGACAGCCAGGGAGAAGAGGUGACCUCUGGACAAGGGCUUGUGACAGGCUGGUCUCCACUGCCUGAUUCAAGUUUAGGUCCUGAUGAGAAGGCAAGGGUUGGGCUUGUUCACCUUGCUGAUGUAGUCCCAUGUGAGCAGCAGUAUGCUCAUAACGGCCUGCCAGUCAGUGUCACUGACAAUAUGCUCUGUGCCAGCCAGAAGCCUGACUAUAGGCCCUCUAACAUAUGUCCCUCUGACACUGGGGGAAUCCUUAUCCUCCCUGCCCUCUCUGAGAACCAAGCCAGCGACAACCAGAAGCCCUCUCUCAGCUUCACACAGGUGCAGGGGGAGAGCAAAGGGCUGUGGAGACUCCUGGGACUGGUGAGCUUUGGCUAUGACAAAGGGGAGUGUGAUCCUGACCUCUACACAGUGUACACACAUGUAGCCAACUUCAAAGACUGGAUAGAGAACAAUAUGAAAUAAAAAUCCUACUGUGUGACUCAACUUGUUCCCCCCUUGCUUCUAAAAUAUUUAAAUGCCCUCAUAUCUUACAGUCCUCUCCCUUAUGUUUGUCAUUUGUUGUCAUGUUUUUCAGUCUAUUCAUUCUCUCUCAUCUUUUUUUCUUGUUCUUAUAAACAAGGGCAUUUUCUUAUACAAUGCAGAAGCACUGGAGACACAGGGCAACACAGUGCUCUAACUGAAGGGGGUGCUAACACAUUGGAUAUGCUGGCCAUCAAGACUUGAGUAUUCAGGUCCAUCAACCUGAGGUCACAGACUUGAAAAUGACCGAAAAUGACAGAAAACCAUUUCAAGCCUCUGGCUGAUGAUGGUUUGUAUUGUACUCAUUGGUAUGUAUAUAUGUUGUAAUGUACUGAAAUAUUCUAUCAAUUCAUAUGACCCAUGAGAUGUACAUAUUGUAUUGAAAGACAUAAAAAUCAUGUUUUUAAUUAAAGAAAAUGUGGGUGUGAUAAA
Messenger RNA from Siniperca chuatsi (mandarin fish), 4072 nucleotides. RefSeq names its product peptidase domain containing associated with muscle regeneration 1b (gene pamr1b). Gene Ontology annotation, biological process: proteolysis. Gene Ontology annotation, molecular function: serine-type endopeptidase activity. The record is from RefSeq and is a predicted model, not a curated record. The transcript has 15 exons. The coding region runs from base 80 to 3583 and encodes 1167 amino acids. NCBI's taxonomy places the organism in Eukaryota, Metazoa, Chordata, Actinopteri, Centrarchiformes, Sinipercidae.